Molecule: messenger RNA, 580 nt
Organism: Cuscuta europaea
Lineage: Eukaryota; Viridiplantae; Streptophyta; Magnoliopsida; Solanales; Convolvulaceae
Source: the annotation of a GenBank genome assembly
UUCAGCAACCCUAAACGCCUCCCACUACUCCCUUACGCCUUCCGACACCCGCCCACCGCCACCCUCCCAAACGCCUCCCACUCCGCCGCCCUGCUGCCUCUCUUACACCCGCCGACUGCCACCCUCCCAAACGCCUCCCACUCCGCCGCCCUUCUGCCUCUCUUACACCCGCCGACCGCCGCCGCACACAUCUCACCGGCCACCGCGGAUUAUCUCCACCCCUGCCGCCGUUCUUCGAAGCCGGCCUUCUCUUCUUUCCCUUUCAUUUCUUGCCUUCUUCUCCGAGAUGAGUGAGCACGAACGCCGCCUUUCCACCAUUGCUCGUCGUGGGCAGAAUUCACGACGGGCCUCAAAUGCUGAUCGUGAUAUCAAUGAUGAUAUCAAUCCCGACGAAGGACAAGCUCUUGACGGACAUGUCCAAACUCCUCCCUCCGAACAAUCAGACGCUCAUAUAAGCGUGCAUGGGGAGGGGGCAUCAUCUCAUGCACCUCCUUCAUCUCGUGCAAUAUAUGCCCCCUCCCACUCAAGAAGAGCGCCACAAUCCCGGUUCGCUUGAGGUGACACCUCAAUCGAUCCAUAG